Molecule: messenger RNA, 861 nt
Organism: Eremothecium sinecaudum
Lineage: Eukaryota; Fungi; Ascomycota; Saccharomycetes; Saccharomycetales; Saccharomycetaceae
Exons: 1
Coding region: 1-861 (286 amino acids)
Cellular component (GO): cytoplasm; membrane
Source: RefSeq, a predicted model, not a curated record
AUGGUAUUACAGUUACGGGACGAUGGUAAUGUGGUAUCAAACCGCGAUGUGUUGAAAAGGAUACCGUUGGUUCAUUGUGCGGUGCUGGUAACAUGGCUGUUCAUUUUGGUUAAGAUCACAAGAGUAUACGGAUCUUUGUAUGAGAAGUCGGCGCUAAUAGCGACUUAUUGCUCUAAUAUGCUGUUAUUUGGGCUUUCUGAUGCUUUGGCCCAGACUAUUGCAUGUGUUGGAGCGCGUGAGAUUGAUCCCGUUCCCCGAGUGAUAAAUGAUGCAGCUCAACAGCUGCAGAGGCAGUUUAGAACACAAGAACCGGAGGACAUUUCUGAUGAUGAUUUUUCUGUGUUUAAUGAUUACGGUCCUCAUGACCUACAAAUUGAGGCUUUUGAUUCGGAUGGUGGCCUGGCGCCUAAUACAGAUUCAUUUGGUGGGACUAUUAGAGACAUUGGGUUUGGUAUGAGAUUUAACUUCUAUAGAUGGCUCUGUUUUAUGAUAUGGGGAUGGUUUAUUUCGAACUUUCAGGUGCCAUGGUAUAAACUGCUUAACUAUAUAUAUUCUGAGGACCCCACGUUAAUACAAGUGCUGAAGAGAGUGCUCACGGAUCAACUGCUUUAUUCGCCGUUGUCGCUCUAUGGGUUUUUCCUGUAUUCUAAUUACAUCAUUGAACAUGGAAACGAGGAGACCUUCACGCAUAAAAUAGAGAAGUUAUAUCUGAGUACGCUUGGUUGCAAUUAUAUCGUGUGGCCUGCUGUACAGUUUAUUAACUUUUUGGUCAUGCCGAAACGCUUCCAGGUUCCUUUCAGCUCAUCUAUCGGUGUUUUAUGGAACUGCUUCCUAUCUAUGCGUACAGCGGCAACACGUUAA